GGUUCAAUCAACAGGACUUAUGUUGAACAUAACAUUUGGCUGUUUAAAUUGUGUUGUUGCACUACUACUCCCUGCACUAUUAGGUUGCACAGGAACUGUAUAUUAUAAUACAACAAAAGAAUUUGUGAGCUGUUUGCCCUUCCCCAGUUACUGUGAGCCGUUUUCGGCUUGCAGAACUUGAUUUACCAGGAAGGACAGGGACAAACAUAACCGGUGUUUUGACAACUGGAAGGUAGUUGUCCCACAAGGCUUACCGUAGCAGCUGCACCCUUUGGAAUUCCGGGUAUGAAGCCGAGAGGACCCAGGAAGAGGAGGAGGGAGGGUUAGAACAAAAAAAUCAGGCAGACCACACCUAGCGCUGCUCUAAAGUACUUUUUCCCAUAUACAUUAACUGCAGAUGAAGAACGGACAGGCACAGAACUUAGGGUGAAUGCGGAUUUACAGAACUAAAUGAAUGAAAGUGGAGACGCAAUCGGGAGACCCGAAGAAUAUGAAUCUGUGGGUGCUGUGAAGCUUGCAUGUAGGAGGGCACAGACCAGGGAAGAGCAGCUGAAGACAAAGGCCAUUUGGAAACAGACCAGGACUGUCAGCGAGUGCAUGACAAGGUGGCAUACGUUCCACAGUAGAAAGGAGAUGAUCUGAAUGGGUGAUUAAAUGAAGGGAGGCUGAAGAGAAACUGUUCAGAGGAAAGAGCUGCGAAAAACAUUCCCAGAAAACAAAUACCAAAAACAAGAUGUUUCUCCAUCGGUCUUUACAGUGGCCGUCUACGCCUGCCUUCCUAUCAAAGCUUUUUCAUACUUCUCAGAGUACUCCACCUAACACUUACAGCCCACAGGAGAAAUCCAAGCAUUGGCAGUUUCCAGUAAUACCUCUGCCCACUUUGUCUACUUUACGAUCUCUUCUUCCAAGCCUGAAGACAGAAGGUGAUAAUGGAGCUUCGUGUUCCACUAUCAGUGCUCAACAUUUACAGAUCUGCAUCAAUCUAGUCCAUCAUAUAUUUGACAUCUGCACUUUAGGAUGCCUCUGGCUCUUUUCCCCAGUAUUUCAAGUGACCCUGGAUAUUUUUGGUAUACGCGGAGCCAUAAAACUUUGGAUCCAUGGUCUUGCCAUUUUCUUAGCCACAACAUACGGCAUGUAUUUUCUACUGUGGCUGGCUCAAGAGUAUAUUUUCCAGCUUGCCUCUCUGUAUGGCAUUUUACAGACAUUAGUCUUAACGGUUAGCCUAAGGGCUGACAGAGAUGAGGAGAGAGCAAAAGAGCAAAUGGGAGCAGAACAAGUAGAAGAAUUUGUAGAAGAGAGGGAGCAAGGAGAAGACAGAUGGGCUGGUGGGAGUGAGGAAGAAGGAGGAGAUUCUGAGGAUGGUUGGGAGAGUGAAGGAGAAGAAGAAGAAGUGGGCACUGACUGAAUUUAUAUCUAUGUUGAAGGGUCCACAAAUUGUUCUCCCAAAUUCAUGUAUGAUGGAACAUUAUGGAACACAACACUUUUUAUGUGACAUUGUGGGGAAAAAAAGAAUUUCCUGGUUUGAAAGGUUCUUAAAAAGUAUUCACAUAAAUAGAAACUUUAUUGUUUUAAAAGGUGUUCAGAGGUAGGUUCAUUCUUAAAUCAGUGAGUUGCUCCCUAGAGAGAGAGAAAUACAUUAUCAUAAAUGUAUUAUUUUGUGGCAGUAUCCUUGAGAAUUGAGCACCUUAAUGAGGAGUUUAUUUAUGUCUUUUAAAAAUUAUUUUUUUUAGAUUUUUAUGACUGUAUGUUUGUUUUGUGGAUGUUUUUUCUGCAGAUCUAGGACCCCAAAAAUUGAGCAGAAUGUUUUAUAGUUUGAGAUUAUGAAAGAGAGAAUUUUUUAAGCUACUAGAACAUGCUAGAAAUGGCUAAUGAGGUGGGACCAGUAUAGCUUUUUCUUUACAAGAGACUAGAAUUGAAGGCCAAGGGAGUAGUUACCUGUGCUUAUUAUUGUAAAUUUCCUAAAUAAUGAAGGUACUGACUAGUAGCUGAAUGUCUUUCCAAUGCUAGUAGCUGUUUGCUUGCAUGUUUUGUUAAAGGGUCAGAAAAAACAUAUUUUAUUAUAGGUACGGUUAAACAUCAAAAGACUAAGAUAUAGCGUCUUCCCAAGUAGUACAGUCCAAACAGGCUUAUCUGACCUGCAGGACACCUGCAGUGACAGUUUGAAAAAGUUGAAGUUUUUGCAUAUUUUUUUGCGUUCAUGCUUUUUCAAUUCAGAUCGUUUGAUAUAUGACAUUCAUGGCAUGUGUUAAGUUUUGGUUUCAAAAUACUAUAAAACCACAAAAAUGA
Xenopus tropicalis (tropical clawed frog) is the source of this 2286-nucleotide messenger RNA. RefSeq names its product chromosome 8 C6orf47 homolog (gene c8h6orf47). The record is from RefSeq and is a predicted model, not a curated record. The transcript is spliced from 2 exons. Lineage: Eukaryota; Metazoa; Chordata; Amphibia; Anura; Pipidae. The coding region runs from base 734 to 1405 and encodes 223 amino acids.